UGUCGAAAACAAAGCUUUCUAUCGUCUUCGAUUCGUUCUCUUUAUUCUUCAAAAGGUCCAUCUCCGUCUUGUCUUCAGUCUCUCAAACCCCAAACGAAGAUGGAGCAGAGAAGAAUUCACAGAAAUCUUCUAGCCUUCUUCCUCUUCUUUGUACUGAUCUUCACUUUUUCGGUAUCUGUUGAAGCUUACAAGAACUACACUGUGGGCGACUCCUCGGGUUGGUAUGACAAGCUCGAAAACCCCAAGGUGGACUACCAGAAAUGGGUUGCUGGGAAGAACUUCAGCUUGGGAGAUUUUCUAAUUUUCAACACUGAUAAUAACCAUUCGGUUGUCCAAACAUACAACCUCACAACAUACAACCUCUGCGAUUUUGAUGAUUCCGAACAAGAUGAUACUAUCCAAUGGUCAUCUUCAGAUCCAAAUUCAGUAACUCCUCACCCAGUAUCAGUAGCUGUGCCUCUAGUCAAAGAAGGAAUGACAUACUUCUUUUCUAGUGAUUAUGAUGGGGAACAAUGCAAAAACGGACAACAUUUCAUGAUAAAUGUCACACAUGGCCAAGGAUUGCCUGAUAGUCUCAAGGACCCAUCUGAUGAAGCUCCAGCUCCGGUGAGCAGUGGCGACGAAGAUAAUAAUCCAACACCGGACAUUGCAGUUCCAUCAAAUUUUAACAACCCUAAGGAGGAGGAGGGAGAUGUUAAAGCUACAUCAGGGUCUGCUUCCAUAUCCAUGAAUCUAAGGACAUUGGAGGGGAAGCUCAAUUGGGUUUUUGUUUUAGGGUUAGCUCUUGCCUUUUAGGAUGAUUUCAUUUCUUUAUUUGUUCAUUCAUUUCUUUAUUUGCUUUGGGGGAUGUCUUGUGCUCUUGUACGUUGUAUAGUACUACACUUGUAUCACUGUGAUUCAACAGUUUACAUAUAUAAUUUGCUUGAUAAUGAUAUUAAAGAAUUAAUUUGA
Messenger RNA from Nelumbo nucifera (sacred lotus), 951 nucleotides. RefSeq names its product early nodulin-like protein 18. Gene Ontology annotation, cellular component: plasma membrane. The record is from RefSeq and is a predicted model, not a curated record. Gene Ontology annotation, molecular function: electron transfer activity. NCBI's taxonomy places the organism in Eukaryota, Viridiplantae, Streptophyta, Magnoliopsida, Proteales, Nelumbonaceae.